Messenger RNA from Protopterus annectens (West African lungfish), 5084 nucleotides. Its product is annotated as transcription factor TFIIIB component B'' homolog. The record is from RefSeq and is a predicted model, not a curated record. The transcript has 14 exons. Lineage: Eukaryota; Metazoa; Chordata; Ceratodontiformes; Protopteridae. The coding region runs from base 1 to 2670 and encodes 889 amino acids.
AUGUCCUCGUGGUGUGUGAUAAACGUAGAAAUCAGUACAAAGAAAAGCACACCAACACUCCACAAAGUAAAUGUCACGCUGCUGAAUGAAACAAGUAAAACAGCAAUCAAAAUGGUAGCAGCAGCAACAACCAUGCAGUUCUUUCCAAAGGAUAACUCAGCACAAGUAGAACACAGUACAAAAAAUCCAAAUGGUAUCAGCAGCAACAACCAUGCGGUUCUUUCCAAAACACAGCUCAGCACAAAUGCUCGUGUUGACAUCAUAGCCAUUCAGCCUGCUGUGGAGGAUGCUGUUUCAAAUGAAAAACAUGACAACGAACAAAGAUCUGAAUGUGAAGAUCAGCAUACCUCCUGCCUUCUGAAUGGUGAACCUCACUCUGAAGUCUUCCACAUUGAAGAAACAGUUAUGCACCCAGAUCAGGAAUUUGAGCAAGGUGCUCUUUUAGAAGAGGAAGAAAAAGCUAAUGCACAACCAGAAAGUGUUCCUUCCAGUGAUGCAUUAUACAGUAGCCUGAGACUGGAAAGAGCCUCAUUUCCUAAACCUGUACCCAGCCUUUACAGAAUCCCAAGAACUGGCAGGGAAGUUCUUAGAAGAGGUCCUCGUAUGCUGCUGCCUGUGAGACCACCACAUCAGAAGCACAGUGAAGUCUCUGUUGCCAUCAACCGUGCUCAUCCUGCUAUGGAUAAGGAAACUGCAUUUAUGUGGGAAGAAGGAAAUGGUGCAGAGCAAAAUGUCUCUAGAGAGCUACCUGUCUCAUUACUUGGAUUUCAUGAUGCAUCUCCUGAAAAUCCGGGCACUAAAUGUGAUACAUUUCCAAAGCAGAGAUCAGACAAAGAUCUGCAGUUGGAAGAAGAGGAGAAAACAAAGGAUAUAUCACAGACAGAGAGUGUUGCUUCGGGACACGCACCUAAACAUGAAAGAAGCUGGUCCACUGAAUUCAAGCACAGACUUCACAGAUUCCCAGGACCUGGCAGAGGAAUACAUAGGAGAGGGGCUCGUGUUCUUCUUCCUAUAAGGCCAUCACAGCAGGACAACAACGUUGCAGUAACUUUGGACCACUCAACUAAUGUGCAGGAUGAGAAACUCAGUAGCGACCAGGAGUCAGUUAAUUUAAAGGUAUGCAGCACUGCAGAUCUUUCAGAACAGAUGGUAGAACCGGAGUAUGACGCUGGACGAAAAAAUCCCCAACAAAUCAUUGUAAAUGAAGGAUCUAAAGCUAAAAUCCCUUGCUCCAGAGAAGAUGCAGAAGAAGACGAAGCAGCUUUAGAAACCACGCCCUUUCAAAUGCAAGAUCUCCAUGCUGCACUUAGUGAAACUGACAAGGCAUUGCCAGAGCUUCAGGAUUCUGAUGCAUCCAUAAACAACUCAGGCAGCAUGCACACUAUGCAGGUUGAUGUAAGAGGGACUUCAGAGGAAGAACCAUUAAACACAACUGACUCUGGUGAUGGACCUGCAGUAAACCUUAAUGCAGAUCAUUCUGUGCUGCAUGAAGAAGAAGAAGAGCAAACCUUCAUCUUGACACUUGUGGAAAUUCCAACUUGCUCACUGGAUGGCUAUGAUGCAUUAGUGACAAACUACGCACCAGUUCAGGAGCAGUUUUUGCCAUCUUCUGUUAUUGUUAAUACAGCCUGUAGUGGUGAGAUGGGCAUGACAGAAAUACAGAGUUUGAACAGAACCAACCAUGAAGAGUCAGUGCAGCCUGAAGAUCAGACUACAUUUGAUGUAACAGAUGAAACUCCAGUAUGCUCGGUGAAUGAGAACCCUGCUGUUACAGUAAUAUUAGAUGGAUGUGGCACUGAGGACUUAAAAGAAUUCACAUCAGGUGUUCCUACAGAUCCAGAUACAGCCACCCAUUCGGAGGAUCCUCUGGAAACAUGCAGAAACAAUGUGAAUGUCUAUGGAACUCCAUCUGAUGAGACCAGUAUUUCUAUACAGAAACCUUUGACUACCUCUCCAGCUUUAACUGAAGCUCCUGGACCACCAACACAGUCUAGGGAGCAAAUAGAAUCUCCACAGAAAGUGGAGGCUGCAAUAAAAGACUCUAUUUCUGUGGCACAAAGUAACAGCUCUUCGAGUUCUAAACCUCAGAAAAUUACCGAGGCACUGAAAAAUCCACAGACUGUAGUAGAUGCACAGAAUUCGCAGAUUACAACAGCAAAAACCUCAGAAAGGAGAAUCAGUUCCUGUAACGUAGCACCAGUUUUACCAAUGUUUUCAAGGACACCCUUUUCACGAAAGCAGAGUCAAAAACCUCUGGGAUUUUUACCUUUUCUUAUCAAAACUAAUGAAGAUGAGAAGACCAGCACAGAAUCUGCAAGUCAACUGAAUAAACCUGUAACAGAUUCUGUAAAAAGGCCAGUAAAAAGAACUGCUACUACCACUCAGGAUGAUACAGAACCAUCAACUUCAGGGCCCAGUCCUGCAAAGAACAAGCGUCCUGCAAAGAAUAAGCGUUCUGCAAAGAACAAACGUUCUGCAAUCAAAGAGAGCCCAAGUCUAGAUGACGAUGUUAUUCUCAUUUCUGCAGAGAGCAAAACAGUGUCUCAUUCACACAAAGCUAAGAAGGAUCUUGAAUCAGAACCAGAGCCCACCAGAAUCUCUGAAUUCUUUAUCGGUGAUAUAUUCAUGGAGGUAGAAGAAUCUGAAUCAGCUGAAAAAAAGAACACGUGAAAAAAGUACUUUUCUGAGGUCAAACAGUUGCACUUCAAAUCACUGAUAGCUUUUUGGGAAAUUUACAAACCUAAGAACGAUUGGAUUAUUUUCAUUUAUCAGUAGCAGUAUAAGAUGAUAUGCAGUUCAAUCCUGAAAGAUUCUUCCCAAUGUUAUAUGCAGGAGCAGGAGCGGCCUUAGAUUAACUGGUGCCCUAGGCAAAAGGGCUUAACGUACCCCCCUACACCACCCCUUUCCCCCAUCCUGGUCUGCCUACACCAAAUAAAUACUGGAAAAGCGCCCCUGCUAGAGCGGCACCUUAGGCGGCAGCCUAGUUGGCUUAUGCCUAAGGCCGGCUAUGUGCAGGAGCAAGGCUACAAAAGUGUACAGUAUGUCUGCAUUCAUCUCUUGGCCCUUCUCAGGUAUCAGUUUUGCCAAAACCAUACAAUGCCAAAUCAAAAAGGUACUGUGAUGUUGGUCAACCAUAUUAUUUUUCACCUCGUUGCCUUCAGAUACCCUUCUCUUGGUGUGCAAAUGGCAUAUUACCUUCUUAUUAUGCUGCCUUUUGCAUACCAUCAUUAGCAGGUCUGUGCUUUUUCUUGCAUAUGGAUACAUUUAAACUGCUUGCUUAAUGUAGGAAUUGGUGGCAUCCUUUAUAAUUUGAGUGUUAGAUUCCCCUAAGAAGCAAGUCUGCCUUUAUUUGUUUUAUUAUUGUUUUUAACAUGCAACCAAGAUAUUUUAAAUCUUCAAGAAAACCACGGGUUAUGAGGCUAAAUGUUGUGGUAUCAAAAAAAUUAUUUUCUAAAAUAUGUUAAUAAGCAAGCAAAGGUUGCUGAAGUGAAUUGGUUUCUAAAAUGUAACUUUUCCUAGAAAGUUGUGAUAGUUCAUUUAAAUUAUAAAGUUUAGUUUUUCCUAAGUUAUCUACAUAGUCCACUACUGAUACCAGCACAUUUACUUGAGACUAUUUCCUGUGAGUAAGUAAUUAAAGUUACUUUGAAUGGGACCUGCUAGUAAGUGGAGCAAAUACCCAUGAAACAAAACCAUUUAUUACACCAACUUUACAACCUGAAGAGUAAUCUGUUCCAGUCUUGUGCUUCUCUUUCUGUUAGCAAUUGUUGCCAGUUUUAUGGUGAAAUGAGACCUUUUGGUAGCUGUGGUGAAAAAUAAUUUAACUUAACAUACAGGAAAUUUAAGAAAUAUUAAUUCUUCAGAAUGUUUUUGUCCAUAGAAUACUGGACAUUUAAAUUAAAAAAAGGUGGUAAAGUUUUCAUGCAAACUAAAAGGUAUUACUGCUUUUUUAGUAUUUUUGUAUAUGAAUAAAAUGAUACACAUUAUGAUGAAUUCUGCAUUUGUUUACCUUUAUGAGCUUUUUAAAACCAUCCUCCCACCUGGUGUUUAUCAUACUUCUGAAAUGUCCAUUGUUAGAACUGUAUCAGCAGUGAUAUUUGUUAACUCCUAAAAAUAAUACCAGCAUCAGUGGUGUUUGGUAUCUGUGGAUGUGUAAAUUUCGAGGCCUACAGUCUCUAAUCCUGCAUCCCUGUGAGACUGUGCUCUGUGUUAGUUUUCUGUUGCAGCCAGACUCAUGAUAAAUGCUUGUAAUAAAUACAGCAUUGUUUCAGUGCAGCCACGUGCUCAUUUCAGUAUUUUUCCCCACUACUGGACUAUCUAGUAUGCUACUGCAACUCCCUGUGAUAAGUUUGUUUCUUCCUCAAGCUUAACCUAUUUUCUAAUGAAUGUUUGGCAUGGUGUGCUUUUUUCUUUUGUAUGCAGUUUUUAUUAGUGGCCAACAGCUGCUGAAUUGGUAUGUUUUUUCCCCGCUCUAACCCUUCUAACACACAUACAGGAUCCCAUAUUUAUAUUCGUAGACAUAUAGUUUUGCAUGUGCUGCACACUAGUUUGUCACUGUCUGGUUUUCAGAAGACAAAGUAGCCUCCCUGGGUAAGUGUAUAUUUUUUAAGAAAAAAAAAUGAACUGCAUCUUUUAGGUAGUUGAACUUAUUGUAUCAGAAAUCAUGAAAUGUGAUGGUGUUUCUGUAAGGACCCUUUUGUUUUAAAUUACUGACUGCAGUGCCUUGCACAUCUUAAAUGGUUAGAACUGUGCAAUGGAAGCCACGACUGCUCAGAAAAGUUGUAUUGAAGUAAUAAAGCACAUAAGUGAGUAGCUGGUUACAAAAGUAAAGAUGCACAAAAUGUUUUUGUGCUAAUUCUUUUUCUGGCUGUUCCUUAGAAAUGAUUAUGGGGAAGAGCUGAAUAACUUAUUGUGUAAUAAAAGGUUUUUGAAGCCUUUACAACAUAAAAUGCCUUUAAAACUGCUUUACUCUUCCAAUUGAGGAACCAUGAUUUUUUUUAGAACAAUUCACUGUUCUACUCCUUAAUGAAGGUCUUAACCCUGUAAUGCUUGUAAAUUCUGUGAAUAAUAAAUGGUUUUAUAUAUCA